AUGGACGAAACUUGGUCAACGGCACGCCGGCUGGUCGAAGAGCGGCGAGCUCAAGGAGAAAAACGUAACUACAUUAUCGACGGCCUGCUCGACGAGUACGAGCAGAAGGGUUGGCCAGCCUCUAUAAGCCAGCAUGCUUUUACAAAUCUUAUGGGUGAGAUCAUCGAGGGCGGCGCCGACACCACUGCGGCCCAGCUUCUGACGCUGAUUCUCGCCUUUGCCCUCCAUCCCGAAAUUCAGCAGAAGGCACAAGUCGAGAUCGAUGAGGUUUGCGGGAAUGACGAGUACAACGGCAUGUUCAUACCGAAAGACUCUACAGUCUUCAUCGCAACGUGGGCUCUACACCAUACCGACGCAAAUUACCCCGGUCAUGAUACGUUCAAUCCAGAUCGCUACUUGAAUCACCCCAAGCUGGCCAACGACUAUGCCGGUAGCCCUGAGUGGAGCAACCGAGACCAUUACAACUACGGCGCCGGUCGUCGGAUUUGUCCCGGCAUUCAUCUCGCUGAGCGCAACAUGUGGCGCAUCGCGGCUAAAUUACUGUGGGCAUUCGACUUCGCGGAACCCCUUGAUCCAGAGACGGGUAAAGUUACGCCCUUGGACGCAAAUGCGUAUAACCCUGGGAUUCUACAAGCGCCUUUGGAGUUUAAGGCCCGUAUUACGCCGAGGAGUGAAGCACACGUCGCUACAAUUAGGAGAGAGCACACAGACGCCGAAAGGUUCUUGGCUCAGUACGCUUGA
This is a messenger RNA of Colletotrichum chrysophilum, 741 nucleotides long. RefSeq lists its product as uncharacterized. NCBI's taxonomy places the organism in Eukaryota, Fungi, Ascomycota, Sordariomycetes, Glomerellales, Glomerellaceae. The transcript has 2 exons. Gene Ontology annotation, molecular function: oxidoreductase activity, acting on paired donors, with incorporation or reduction of molecular oxygen; heme binding; iron ion binding. Bases 1 to 741 code for a protein of 246 amino acids. The record is from RefSeq and is a predicted model, not a curated record.